This is a messenger RNA of Fusarium venenatum, 1758 nucleotides long. The record is from RefSeq and is a predicted model, not a curated record. Lineage: Eukaryota; Fungi; Ascomycota; Sordariomycetes; Hypocreales; Nectriaceae.
AUGAGUCCGUCAGAUGAUCGGUGCUCGCCCAUGCCUUUACUGAAAACAUGCCAGACAUGUUUCCAUCUAAAGAUUCGUUGUGAAAAGACGCAGGAUUCUAAUCUAUGCGACCGAUGCCUACGACUUGGCAAGACGUGUAUUUUCAACCAGGCUCGACGACGCCAAAAUGUGAACCGUCAACGACAAUAUAGGGAGAGAUUAGGUGUGAAGUCUGCCUUGGACAAGUCAUCUAAAUCACCAGGAAACCGACAACAGCAAGCACGGGGCAAUGAAGGGGAUCAAGAUAUCCUCAACAGAGAUGAAUCACUGGACCCAUUCGAACAGGGUAUCUUGACCUUUGAUCAGGGGCAACAACUCUUGGAAAUUUUCAGAUGUCGAUUUAUUCCAUACUUUCCAUUCGUCCUCUUCCCUAGCUAUAGUUCCGUUGAAGAGCUAAACUCUCAACAUCCCUAUGCGUGCCUGGCUAUGCUAGCUGCUGCGUCAUACAACGACGUAGCCACACAAGUUGCACUUGGCAACCUAUUCAAGCAGAUAGUUGCAGUCAGGAUGGUCGAAGGUGACUUUAACCAACUGGAUCUGCUGCAAGGACUGCUUAUUCAUGUUGCAUGGGCGCAUUAUCAACCCAAACCAAAACGAUACAUUCAACAUCUCCACCUUAUAACGAGUAUAAUCAGCGAUCUACGGCUUGACCGACCCCGAAAGCCUAAGCUAUGGAGUGCCGAAGGCGGCAGGUAUCAGAACAAGCCUGAUUGGCAGCCAGACGAGAUGCGAGCUCUUGCAGGGGCAUAUUACUUGUCCUCCAGCUCUUCUAUCAUUCUUCAGAAAUCACGCCAAGUCUUCAACACUACGUACCUUCUGGCAUGUUGUGAACAUCUCGCCUCACUCAACCAGUAUCCCACUGACAAAUUCUUGCCUUAUGUGAUACAAGUACAGGCUCUAAUUGAGAAUAUUGAAGACCUUGUCUGCAAAACUGCGCCGACUGACAAUGGUUUACAAUUCUUCACUGAAAGUCAAGAGAUUACACAGCAGUGUUCGAAUAUCAAAUCGACAUUACCUUUCCCGCUGAGUGAAAGCCCACCUUUGCUUCUUCAGAUACAUAUCCUUGAACUCAUGCUCAGCCAAUCCUCACCACGAGGAACAGCCUUUGGCCUCGAUAAGUUUCAGAACCCAUUCCAAGACGAGACGACUCUGAAUGAAUGGCUGUCUACAAGCAUGUCGGCUACGAGAUCACUCAUCGGUGUGAUUCUGGUGAUGCCGCAGGGCGAAGAAGUAGCAAUGUCCAACAUGGGCUGGAUCAUGAUGAACUGUGCCCUAAACUUAGCCGUCCGUCUGGAUCUCAUAGCUGCCCGAGGUAGCGUUUCAGGCUUCACCCAAUAUCUUCGACGCUUCCUGGAUAUGAAGCAUACCCUUCGUCAACUCGUCCUCCGAUUUGAAGCUGUGCCCGGAACAGACGCACCACCAGACCAUCCCUUUCACAGCAUAGUGAAGCGCAUACGACGGUUGGAAAAUUGGUACCUAUCUCAAGUUGCACAACAGAAAGCAGAGUCUACCUCAUCUAUAAGCCCUUCUUCUGGCUCACAGCCUUCAAUAUCACUCAGCGACCAUACCAGCGGGAUGCCCGCCAGUCUACCACUGUCGUACCAGAACUGGAACAUGAGCGGUGGGUCUGAAUGGUAUCAGAAUCCAGACUUGGACAUUAGCACUUUUCUUUUCGCGGAUCCAAUUGACUUUCCCAUAAACUUCGCAUGGACAAGCUAG